Molecule: messenger RNA, 890 nt
Organism: Ipomoea nil (Japanese morning glory)
Lineage: Eukaryota; Viridiplantae; Streptophyta; Magnoliopsida; Solanales; Convolvulaceae
Product: ras-related protein Rab7-like
Exons: 7
Coding region: 45-665 (206 amino acids)
Cellular component (GO): vacuolar membrane
Molecular function (GO): GTP binding; GTPase activity
Source: RefSeq, a predicted model, not a curated record
CUGUCUCCCUGAACUUCAGGUGAUCAUCUCCAUUGCGGGAAACAAUGGCGUCUCGCAGGCGUAUGCUCCUCAAGGUCAUAAUCCUCGGUGAUAGCGGGGUUGGAAAGACGUCACUGAUGAACCAGUAUGUGAAUCGCAAGUUCAGCAAUCAAUACAAAGCUACCAUUGGAGCGGAUUUCCUGACAAAAGAAGUUCAUUUUGAUGAUAGGAUGUACACAUUGCAGAUAUGGGAUACGGCUGGACAGGAACGGUUCCAAAGUCUUGGUGUGGCUUUUUACCGAGGAGCAGAUUGCUGUGUUCUGGUAUAUGAUGUCAACAUCAUGAAAUCUUUUGAGAAUUUAUCCAACUGGCGGGAAGAAUUUCUUAUCCAGGCCAGUCCCUCUGAUCCUGAGAACUUCCCCUUUGUUGUUUUGGGGAAUAAGAUAGAUGUUGAUGGUGGCAAUAGUCGGGUGAUUCCUGAGAAGAAAGCCAAGGCAUGGUGUGCUUCCAAGGGAAACAUACCUUACUUUGAGACAUCUGCUAAGGAAGGGUUUAAUGUGGAUGCAGCUUUCCAAUGUAUAGCCAAAAAUGCUCUCAAGAAUGAACCAGAAGAAGAAGUAUAUCUGCCGGACACCAUUGAUAUUGGUGGUGGGCAUCUACACAGAUCAACAGGAUGUGAAUGCUGAUGAGCUGACUCAAUUUUGGGGCCUUGCUUUAUAUCCCCUCUUAAUUCUAAAAGUCAUCCAAAAUCCCACAUGCUGCAGAAGCCUUUCACACUGGGUUCCAACAUUUGAGGAGGAUUGGUGACAUUUGGCUCGAAAUUCACUUUUGUCAUUCUUUGGUACAUUUUCUUUUCACUUCUGGUGAUGAUUUUUUACAACCAAAAUUUACUAGUUGUUUGGUUCAGUGGA